Molecule: messenger RNA, 1148 nt
Organism: Colletotrichum phormii
Lineage: Eukaryota; Fungi; Ascomycota; Sordariomycetes; Glomerellales; Glomerellaceae
Exons: 2
Coding region: 1-918 (305 amino acids)
Source: RefSeq, a predicted model, not a curated record
AUGCUCGGUCGAGACGGCGUGCCAAAGACCACGACUGAUCCGGCGGCCGCAGGAGUCCUUGGGGGAACGGGCGAGACCCCCGGCGACGACGACGAGCUCGAGCCCCUGACAAAGUACGUCGACUGGACGGAACACAUCUCCAUCUCCAUCGGCCCGUUUGUCAUUCUCUUCUUCGAUCUCGCGCUGCCAUGCGGACUUCCUCCUGUCCAGACGGUCGAGAGUAGAAUUCUCGGGCUUGCCAUUAUUUCUUUCGGUUUCGGCGAAGUGUACAUCCUCAUCGUGCGAGUAUAUCGACUCUUCACCCGCCACGACGAGUGCGCGCCGCUGCUGUCCAAGUCCCGGUGGGAGCUGGAUGCCACGACCUGGGUAUACACACUUGGUCUGAUUGCCGCUUUGGUCCCCUUUGUCUGCUCGACCACCGUCUACGAGCCAGACGUCGUCGAGUGGCUGUACCUGUACUCUCCCGCCUUCAUGUUCAUGGUCCUGGACGUCAUCGCCUUCGCGACGUUGAUCCCGAUCAAGAUCCCGUUCCGCAUCAACUCAGACCCCAAAGGCACGCGUCUGAAGCCCAUCGUCUACUACGCCGCCGAGGACUUCUUCGCCGUCGAUGGAGCGCAGAACAGGGAAUUCCGCAAAAAGUACGUUGAGCGGUACGACAAGUCGAUGAUGUUCCGCAAGAUGAUUCUUGAGUUGACGCUCUUCUGGAUCGGCGGCUGCACGGCGUACAUUGGCUACGUGGCCGGCAUCAUUUGGAAUCUGGAGUUUGAACGCGCUUUUGGCACAACGUUGGGCGUCUUGUUUGGGUGGAUUAUAAUCUGGGGUGUCACGGCGAGAUUUUGGAUCGAGUACGCGAUCAAGCGCGAGCAAAAGUGGUGGAAAGAGAACAAGGCCGAAAGAAACGCGGCCAAGCUUCAAUGAGCCUAGUGUUUAAUCACAGUUGAGCCCUCCCUUGAGUGAGAGAGAGAGACACACACAGAGAAAGAGUCAGAAAGAGAGAUCGACGAAGAGAGAGGCCGUCACUAAGGGUGGAGGGAGUGGCUCAUUACUGUAACCUAGUGUUAAUAAUGGCACUGCCAAGAUCAUGUACUUAUGGAGGACGCAUGGGUUCUGACUGACAAGACAAAGGCAUGAGAGCCUGGAUACCCAGG